GAGAGAUCCAAAUUGUGAUUUCCUCAUAAUCAUACGGAGUAUUUUAUGGCGAGUUAACUGUUGUCCCUGUAGAGAAUUAGAGAUAGCUGUCUGGCAGGUUACUGGCCCUUCAGAAUGGGAUGACGAUAACUGUCCUGUGGGUUGGGUUCUGGGAGCAAAUUGGAAGACGCAAAAAACUCAGUUCCCCAACUGCGUGCUGUCUGAUUCGCUUAAGGACUUAACCAACUACAGCUGGGGAUAGUGGGGAAGAGGAAUUAGGUAGUCCAGUAAGUACAUCACAGCUUCUGAAAUCCAGAUUUCUACUAACCUUCUAAAUGGAAGUUUGAUUUCAGAUUGGUUUAUCUUAUCCUCUGUCUAAUUCAACACCCCUAUAUUGCAUUUCCGAUUUUCCCUAAUCCCAGUAUCCAAAUCAGCCUUCUUAUGUAUUACAAACUAUUCAGAAUCGGCUGAGAUGGAGGAAUGGUCAGUAGCCGCUGUAACCACGUGAUGCAAUAAAUAGAAGCUGGAACCAGUCUUUUUGCUUGCUUGAUGGAUUCUCAUCGAAAAGAAUCAAAAGCAUCAAGCAGGAUCGAUGACCGCCUAACUAGUGAUGUUGUGGUAAGGCUUAGAACACAGGAUCGUGAUCACUGGGUUUAUUGCCAUUCUCAUAUCCUUGUCCAACAAAGCAAGUAUUUUGCUGAUCGGUUAUCAGACACCUGGCCCAUGUGUCAAAUUCUUGACUCCCGCAACUGUGUUGAGGUUCAGUGUGAAGAAAGUGACUUCGACCACACACUUCACGUCCUACGUCUCUUGUAUCUCAUUUCAGAUUCUUCAGUGAAUGCUGAUAUUUGCCAUGGUGUAAGGACUGCCCUUGGCAUUUUACAGGCAGCCUUCAAGCUCGGCUGCCCGGAAGUUGUCACUGCAUGUGCAGAAUAUCUGGAAGCCGUCCCAUGGGAGGAAGCCGAAGAAGAGGAUAUCCUAAAAGUAAUUCCAAACAUGGGAUCCCAAGUGGGACCUGUGCUUGCCCGUCUACAACCUGUCACUCGCUCUGCUAUAAUCAAACUAUUUGUCUCAGCAAUGCGAUUCGCCACCUCCUCACCUCCAGAAUCUUUGAACGAUCUAAAAAGAACAGCUCAAGAACAGCUCGAGUACAUGCUGACCGAAGACGACGAUGCCUCUCUAUUAACAGCUGAUAGUAAUGAGGUGAAACUAGAAGUGGUGCAAUGCAUUAAGAGACUCCAUGAUAGGUUUAGUGAACUAGUAGAAUCUUUACAGUGUGAUUCUGAGGACGGCAAAACGCUACUACUAUCAUUUAAAUCGGGUUUGUCAGAUUUAUGCUGGGCGUGCCAGAUAUUAUCAAAGAUGGAGAUUAUGAGAGAUUUUGUUCACAGAUGGACGGAGAUGUCGGUCAAAAUAUUAAAAGUGGUACGGAAGUUGAGCGGAGAAACUGAGACCGUUUUGAUAAGAAUAAAAGUUCUUGAGGUGGCAGCAAAGGUGUUAGAGGCAAUAGGAUAUGGAACGGUUGUUAUGCCUGCAACGGAACGGCUGCACAUGACAAAGGUCUGGCUUUCAUUUGUAAGGGAAACGAGCCCUUUGAUUGGCACGAUGAGUUCCAAUGAUGGGAUCCCUACGAUUGAUGAUGAAAUAUGGCAGUCAUUGGAGUCAUCAUUUGUUUCAUUGAUACUUACACUGCCCUCUGCUGCUCAAGCCGAGAUCUUGACAGAGUGGUGGACAGAUCCAAGGUAUCCAGACCUUACCGAAGCCUUUGAAGCAUGGUGUUAUAGAUCCAAGAUUGCUAGGCGAAGGCGGGAAAUGCUCUCAGGAGAUGAUCAUAGUACAUAGAUGGAAGUUUGUAGUGGAAGGAUGGGUUCAGUCUUACUCCGGUUUUUAUGGAACUUGAAAUCUUCCAAGAAAUUUCAGAACAAGGUUCUGAAAAUAAGCCUCACUACUAUGGGUCUCGGCCGGGUUUUAGUAAUUUCUGUUUGGGUUGGACCGGUUCAUAUCCCACCAAAAAGAACUCCAUAUUUUUUGGCAUUAUAUAAAUGUUUUCCAAUUAAAUUGAUUUACAGAAUAACCAAAUGUAUCCACAAUAAGGAUGUUUUAAAUUGGAUUAGUUUCCGUCAUAGACCAGAACAAAAUAAGCAGAUUAUCAGAUUUCGACAAUCGUAAAAUACAAUUAAAAUAGACAUCAGACCAAUCUAGACUAGAUUAAACUUAAACAGACAUCAAAAUACCGUCCAAAUAAAAUAUCUCAAAGGGAAGAACAUUAGUGGUGACAAUAGUAUAAAAGGAGAGGUGAUGGUCGUCAGGGCAAAAGAGGGAGGACCAUGUGUAGCACGUGGUGCUACCACAAGCGACAAGCUGUGGGCGGUGGAGAGAGAUGAGGCGGCCAUCAAAGAAGCAGAUGCCAAGAGGGAGGACCAUGUGUAGCACGCGGUGUUGCCACAAGUGACACAGCUAUGGGCGGUGGAAAGAGACGAGGCGGCCGUCAAAGAAGCAGAUGCCAAGUGCUCCAAAGGCGAGGAAAAAAAUAAAAUUUUAGAUGGUUUAAGCUCUGAUACCAUGUGUGAAUUAUUUUCUAUUACCUCUGGUUUAGAAGAGGCAACGUUUUUUUAUUUUGCAUUAGAAUUUUCGUUAUUAUUCAUAUUAUAAAAUAGUUAGGAUUUCCAUUCAGAACUAAGAUCAUGUCGAACGCUAUACAUUGUGUCACAACAUUUGUUAGUAAUUGUUUGAAAUAUAAUACUAUUGUGUUGAAAAUGAAGUAUAGUUCAAGUUUAUUAUUCC
Molecule: messenger RNA, 2763 nt
Organism: Cuscuta epithymum
Lineage: Eukaryota; Viridiplantae; Streptophyta; Magnoliopsida; Solanales; Convolvulaceae
Source: the annotation of a GenBank genome assembly